AUGCGAAACUGGCUGGUGCUGCUGUGCCCGUGUGUGCUCGGGGCCGCGCUGCACCUCUGGCUGCGGCUGCGCUCCCCGCCGCCCGCCCGCGCCUCGGGGGCUGGCCCGGCAGAUCAGUUGGCCUUAUUUCCUCAGUGGAAAUCUAAUCACUAUGACGUGGUGGUUGGUGUGCUGUCAGCCCGCAAUAACCAUCAACUUCGCAAUGUGAUAAGAAGCACCUGGCUGAAGCAUUUAAUACAACAUCCAGCGUUAAGUCAACGUGUCCUUGUGAAGUUCAUAAUAGGUGCUCAUGGCUGCAAUGUGCCUGUGGAGGACAGGGAGGAUCCUUAUUCCUGCAAACUGCUCAACAUCACGAAUCCAGUUCUGAAUCAGGAGAUUGAAGCAUUCAGUCUUUCGGAAGACACUUCAUCAGGGCUGUCUGAAGACCGAGUUGUCAGCGUGAGCUUCCGGGUUCUCUAUCCAAUCGUUAUUACGAGUCUCGGGGUGUUUUACGAUGCCAGUGAUGUGGGUUUCCAGAGGAACAUCACUGUCAAGCUUUAUCAGGCAGAACAGGAGGAGGCCCUCUUCACUGCUCGCUUCAGUCCCCCGAGCUGUGGUGUGCAGGUGAACAAGCUGUGGUACAAGCCCGUGGAGCAGUUCAUCUUACCUGAGAGCUUUGAAGGUACGAUCGUGUGGGAGAGCCAAGACCUCCAAGGCCUCGUGUCAAGAAAUCUCCACAGAGUGACCGUUAAUGAUGGAGGAGGGGUUCUCAGAGUCGUGACAACUGGGGAGGGUGCCUUGCCUCAUGAAUUCAUGGAAGGUGUGGAGGGAGUUGCAGGUGGUUUUAUUUAUACUAUUCAGGAAGGCGAUGCUCUUUUAAAAACCCUUCAUUCUCGCCCUCGAAGACUUCUUGAUCAUAUACAUAAUCUCCAUGAGGAGGAUGUCUUACUAAAGGAAGAAAGCAGCCUCUAUGAUGAUAUUGUGUUUGUGGAUGUUGUCGACACUUAUCGAAAUGUUCCUGCAAAAUUACUGAACUUCUAUAGAUGGACUGUGGAAACAACCAGCUUUGAUUUGUUGCUAAAGACGGAUGAUGACUGUUAUAUAGACUUGGAAGCUGUGUUUAAUAGAAUCGCCCUCAAGAAUCUGGAUGGGCAUAAUUUUUGGUGGGGAAAUUUCAGGUUGAACUGGGCAGUUGACCGGACUGGGAAGUGGCAGGAGCUGGAGUACCCCAGCCCCGCAUACCCCGCUUUUGCAUGUGGGUCGGGGUAUGUUAUCUCCAGGGACAUCGUCCACUGGCUGGCUGGCAACUCGGGGAGAUUGAAGACCUACCAGGGUGAAGAUGUAAGCAUGGGCAUUUGGAUGGCAGCCAUAGGACCUAAAAGAUACCAGGACAGCCUGUGGCUUUGUGAGAAGACCUGUGAACCAGGAAUGCUGUCUUCCCCGCAGUAUUCUCCGCAGGAACUCACGCAGCUGUGGGGACUAAAGGAGCUUUGCGGUGACCCCUGUCGGUGUGAAGCAAGAGGAUGA
Rangifer tarandus platyrhynchus (Svalbard reindeer) is the source of this 1506-nucleotide messenger RNA. Lineage: Eukaryota; Metazoa; Chordata; Mammalia; Artiodactyla; Cervidae. The record is from the annotation of a GenBank genome assembly.